Molecule: messenger RNA, 940 nt
Organism: Alexandromys fortis (reed vole)
Lineage: Eukaryota; Metazoa; Chordata; Mammalia; Rodentia; Cricetidae
Gene: Fcer1a
Product: Fc epsilon receptor Ia
Exons: 5
Coding region: 10-750 (246 amino acids)
Biological process (GO): cell surface receptor signaling pathway; regulation of immune response
Cellular component (GO): plasma membrane
Molecular function (GO): transmembrane signaling receptor activity
Source: RefSeq, a predicted model, not a curated record
ACAAAAGCAAUGGCUACUGGCACUGAAGGAUCUGCCCAGCUGUGGUUAACAGGGCUGUUUUUCUCUCUGGCCAUCACACUAACGGCCACUCAGAAAUCUGUUGUGUCCUUGACCCCACCAUGGAUUAGAAUAUUUACAGGAGAUAACGUGACUCUUACAUGCAAUGCAAACAGUUCCCUUCAAGACAACAAUACUAAAUGGUUCCACAAUGGUACCAUUUCUAAAGUUACAACUUCACAUUGGGACAUCGUGAGUGCCACCAUUCAAGACAGUGGAAAAUACAUAUGCCAGAACCAAGGACUUUACAAGAGUAAACCCGUGUACUUGGAAGUGACGAGAGAUUGGCUGCUCCUUCAGACCUCUGCUGAGAUGGUAAUAGACAAUGAGUCCUUUGACAUCCGAUGCCAUGGCUGGAGGAACGGGACUGUCCAGAAGGUGAUCUACUAUAGGAAUGACCAUGCUUUCAAGUACAGUUAUGAGAACCCCAAAAUCACCAUUAGAAAUGCCAACCUUAACGACAGUGGCACCUAUCACUGCACGGGCUAUCUUAAGCGGCUGAACUACACAUCCGAGAAAUUCAAAAUCACCGUAAUAAGAUUUUACAAAAACAAGCAUCAUUGGCUACAGUUUAUUAUCCAGUUGCUGGUGGUGAUUCUGUUUGCUGUGGACACGGGGUUAUUGUUUUCAACUCAGGAACAGUUCAAACUAGCCUUGAAGAUUCAGAAGGCAAGAAAACGCAACAAACCUUAAAGCUUAAUGCCUAACCUAGGCACAUAAAGGAACUGAUGUCAUUGCUGGCAUUCUUAACAGCGAUUUUCCAUAGCUUCUCAACUGUCAAAGGUCAUUCGCAGUAUCCAUGGAAAAGUCUGUGCCCCAGGAUUUGCAUAAAUGCUUCAUUAAACUGUCUGCAGCUGGUUCAGUGACAUGUAAUAGCAAAUGU